Belonocnema kinseyi is the source of this 657-nucleotide messenger RNA. RefSeq names its product tigger transposable element-derived protein 4-like. NCBI's taxonomy places the organism in Eukaryota, Metazoa, Arthropoda, Insecta, Hymenoptera, Cynipidae. Bases 1 to 657 code for a protein of 218 amino acids. Gene Ontology annotation, molecular function: DNA binding. The record is from RefSeq and is a predicted model, not a curated record. The transcript has a single exon. Gene Ontology annotation, cellular component: nucleus.
AUGGAAAAGAUCAAGUAUACAACAUUAACAUUGGUUGAGAUAGUAAAACUCAUUCCAUGUAUCGAGAAAGGAGUUAAAAGAAAAAAGGACAUUGCUGCAGAUUUCAAGAUUCCCGCCAACUCUCUGAGUUGCAUCAUCAAGAACAAGCAGAGGAUUUUGGCUGUUCGUGAAAAUUCUUGUUUCCAAUCGGAUCGGAAACGCAUCAAGACAUCUCAUUUUCCAUUGUUGGAAAUAUCGAUGGUGGAAUGGAUGAAAUCUGCUCGGAACAAGAAUAUUCCCUUAUCUGGUCCUAUAGUGCUAGAAAAAGCUGAAUUCUUUGCAGCUCACUUAGGAUACAAAGACUUCAAAGCUACCUCUGGGUGGUUAGAAAAGUUUGAAAAUAGGAAUAGAAUAAUCUAUAGGACAUUAAAUGGCGAAACUGUUUCUGUUUCGGAAGAAGACUACGAGAAGUUUCUCACCGACACUUUGUCUAGCUUGUUAGAAGUUUAUGCAAUAGAAGAUAUCUUUAAUGCAAAUGAAACAGGUCUUUUUUUCAAAUGUUUACCAGAUAAAACUCUGACAUUUAAGGGCGACACUCGUCAUGGUGGUAAAAAAAGCAAAGAUAGUAUUGCUGUCAUGGUCUGCGCUAAUAUAGUAUGUCUGGUAAAGAAGAACUAG